This is a messenger RNA of Ruditapes philippinarum (Manila clam), 1278 nucleotides long. RefSeq lists its product as uncharacterized. Bases 373 to 1008 code for a protein of 211 amino acids. The transcript has 4 exons. The record is from RefSeq and is a predicted model, not a curated record. NCBI's taxonomy places the organism in Eukaryota, Metazoa, Mollusca, Bivalvia, Venerida, Veneridae.
GAACAUUUCUUUAUUCGCCAUUGUUUUAAUCGAUUUAAAUUACCUCCCCUUUCAUAAAAUGGCGGUGAACCACACAAAUUUUUGAACAAAGAAAAUUAGAAUCUUUGGCCAUUUGGAGUCAGUCAACAAGGUGAAAAGAAAGCAGUCUAAAAGAACUAAGCAAUUUAUAUAGAAUAUUAUAAUUUGUUAUUUUUUUGGACUCAUUUUGAUUCCUGAACUUAAUAAAAGAAAAUAUGAUUGUGCCAACCUCUACAAUGUGAUGGCUUAAAAAAAAAAAGAUUUUCAUCUGGCAAGAUAAGAGACAUCGUUUAAAUACAUUUAUUAGACUGACACAAUAAACAAGUUAGAGUAUAUUGGAAGAGAUUUGACACGAUGGCGAAACCAGACAUGGAAGUGAUCAAGGAGAUUCCUGGUUAUAAGGUUAUACUGAAGGCAGUGCUGAAAAGUCAGAUUCAACAGUUGGUGGAACAGUUGGCCAGCACAACAGAAGAGGAAUCAGUCAUAUUAACAGCAAGUGUUUCAGAUGGGACCCUGUGUCAUCUAGGGUCAGACUCCGGCAAGGUGUUCCUUGAAGAUCACGAGGACAUCAAAUCACAGUUCCUUGGCUUCUGUCUAAAACGACAUCAUAAACAGAAGCAGGAGAAAGAAAGAAAAGAAGCUCAAGAACGCGAGGAAGCUCUGGCUCGUAGCAUGGCUCCAGUCACACCACCAAGGUAUGGUGGUCCGCGAUUCAUGCCUAGAUCACCUAGAUAUCCCUCCCCUCAACAAGGUUUACACCCAGUCGCCUUGAGUCGAGUCUCUCCAGGGGGUAGAAUGAGAUCUCCUGGGGUGCGGCAUCAACCUUAUCCAAUGGCACGACCUACUCGACCAUCACUGAACUUUGAUCAACAAGGUCCGAGCCCAAGAAUGGGUAAUAAAAUUGAUGGUCAGAUUAUUAAAAUAGAACCAGAAGAUGACGAUGAUAAAUCUAAUCAAAGUGUUAAUGAUUCAGUUCAAACAACUUUCUAGUGUUCCUGGAAAUAGUGAAACCUCCGUCACCUCAACCAAGCCCUCCACACCCUCGCUAGGUCAAGGACGGCAACCCUCUGAUAACGAUGAUGCAAAAUCUGAAUCAUCCUCAUCAACCAUUCCAAAUGAAGCAUCAGAUGCUCAAAAUAUAGUGACUCGUUCCACCAGGGGGUCUGAGUCUCGAUUCGGAUUUAUCAAAUUUAAUAUCACCCUCAGACUCAAAAUGCACAUCAAGCGCAAAUUUCACAAGACUCUUUCCGGUGAACCUCA